Messenger RNA from Hirsutella rhossiliensis, 1080 nucleotides. RefSeq lists its product as uncharacterized. Bases 1 to 1080 code for a protein of 359 amino acids. The record is from RefSeq and is a predicted model, not a curated record. Lineage: Eukaryota; Fungi; Ascomycota; Sordariomycetes; Hypocreales; Ophiocordycipitaceae. The transcript has 2 exons.
AUGCCAAAUCCGUCAAAUAUAACCCUGGCAGCUCCUGGCCCCCCAAACCAAGCGCACUCUCCGUCGGUAAUCCUGCCGGUCGACCCUGACGCGAAGUCGACUCUGGACGAAGCUUUGGGGUCGCUCAGCGUGUCUGAUAACGAGAUCUGGCCCAAGGAGUGGAAGGAUGACGACGAGAAUCCUGGAUACAACCUGGACAAGUUUCUCGCCGACAUGCGCAGACGAGAGGCGUACUAUGACUCGCUCGGCGUGCCAUGCAGCCGAGUUACUACGGACACGCAUGGUAAUACCACGCUACAGCCCCGCCAGUGGGUCAGCCUGGAAGCUGCCGACUUCACCGGCCUCGAGGACAAUCUUGAUACCGAGUAUAUCGCCUUAACCCGAGAAGUCCCUGCCGACCAGCUUGGGAAAGCAACAGACUACAAGAUGGUGGGCAACUCGCGGCAGGGGAUGGAAAUGACCACUGUUCCCAAGGCGGAGCACUACCGAGAUCGCCGAACUGUUGAGCGUCCGGUGGACGUCGUGUCGUAUGAUCAGCCGGCCGCGGACACAAUGCGCUACCUCGAGCACGGCAACAACUUCAUCAGCUCCGCUAUGACCAAGGACAACUGGCGUCCUGGCCAGCUGAUCGGUCAAAAUGGAUCGGACCCUGCGACGAUAGCCCAAUCGCCGUCCUUCUUGCCCCCCGACCGCCAUGACGACAUGUCCGAGCGUCGUUCAGCCACAUCGACCGGGCACAUCUUGCAACAUCGACGACCGGCUGGUGUCGGUCUUGGCUGGGGUGACUACGACAGGCAUGUCCGCUGGCAAUCAUACGGCCGUCGAGUCACCAAGGACAUGGUGGAGAAGCAGAAUUGGCAAACGGAUCUAUUGGCGCCAUCCAGAUUUUUCAACGAGUCGGGCGAGGUUGUAAAGACCGUUACCAAACCAUUCGAACGAAGAGAUCUGCCCUCUCAACCUCAGAAACCCGUCUCACUGUACGACCGGCUCAAUCCGCGAGACGGUCGAACUCCAGAGGCUCCGGCGGAAAAAAACUCGGAAACCCCAGCUUGGCCCGGGACCUACAACGAUGACGAGUGA